Messenger RNA from Solenopsis invicta (red fire ant), 2932 nucleotides. Its product is annotated as thyrotropin-releasing hormone-degrading ectoenzyme. The coding region runs from base 119 to 2920 and encodes 933 amino acids. Gene Ontology annotation, cellular component: cytoplasm. The record is from RefSeq and is a predicted model, not a curated record. Gene Ontology annotation, molecular function: metalloaminopeptidase activity; zinc ion binding; peptide binding. The transcript is spliced from 12 exons. NCBI's taxonomy places the organism in Eukaryota, Metazoa, Arthropoda, Insecta, Hymenoptera, Formicidae. Gene Ontology annotation, biological process: proteolysis; peptide catabolic process.
CUUAAUAUGCCUGAUCAGCUUAAUUAACACUACGGUCACGUUGCUGUUUUGACGCGGAGACGCAUUUCCACUUUACAUUUGUUAUACUUUGCGGUAUUACAUUCACGCUUCUCUGAUAAUGCGAGACUACGUUUCUGUGAACACGAGAAUGCUGACGUGCAAAAUUAUUUUCAUCUACGUCUUUGCACUCAUUGCAACAGACGCCGCUGCCAUUCAAGAUUCAUGUUCGAACGAAAAGGAGAUAAAUUAUCGGCUACCUAAUCAUAUAAAACCAUUACACUAUGAUCUUGAGUUAAACCCACAUCUCACACCUGACAACUUUACGUUUGAUGGUGAAGUACACAUUCAUAUCGAUAUUCUGAACCAGACGAGUACUCUCACACUGCACAUGAAGAAAUUGAUAAUAGACGAAAGUGCGACUUUUUUGAGAACAAGUGAUUCCGACUUUUAUCUACUACGUACUACCUAUUAUGCUCCUAUCACGCACGACAGUAACAAUCUGACCGAAAUGUUGAUCCUUGAUUUUGGAGAAGAACUGCCUGUUGGACGGUAUAUUUUAUAUCUAAAAUUUACUGGUGUACUGUACGACAGAUCAUACGGAUUCUACAGAAAUUCUUAUAUAAACGACGAAGGAGAUACGGAAUGGUUUGCAGGGACAAAUUUCAUGGCAACUUAUGCACGUACGGCUUUUCCCUGCUGGGACGAACCGGCAUUGAAGACUUCUUUUAAAAUUGCCGUCAAACAUCAUCCCAAUUACACGGCCAUUUCGAACAUGCCCGUUUCUAAGAAGUCGGAAAUCGACGAGAGGGACGGAAAGAUAUGGACACGUUUUGAAGAAUCGCCCAUCAUAUCAACGUACAUAGUCAGCUUCCUAAUCUUCGAUCUUCGUAAUAUAAGGAAUUCCGAUGGAACCAUCAACGUCUGGAGCAGAGGCAACGUAAUUUCCUCGAUGAGUUUCGCCCACGAAGUUGCCCAGAAGGCAGCGAUCGAAUUGAAACGAUACACCAAUAGUUCCGUUCGGCUGGCCAAAAUCGAUCACGUUGCGCUUCCUGACAGAUAUGUUAUUGGAUACAAUAAGGGCAUGGAAAGUUGGGGGCUUAUCACUUACAGGGAAGCCACAAUACUGUACAAUAAAGAUAGUCCAAUCGACACAUUGCAUAAAAUUGCAGAGAAUAUCAUUCAUCAAUCAAGUCAUCAAUGGUUGGGUAAUGUUGUUAGUCCUUCUUGGUGGACUGAUAUAUGGCUGAACGGAGGACUCGCUGAAUAUUUUAAAUACUACAUUAUUGAUAAGAUAUAUAAAGAUUGGCAAGUCACAAACUUUUUAGUUAUGAAAACGCUAAAUUCAAUUCUUUAUAUGGACAGUUUUGAACAUACGCAACCUCUUAAUCUGGAGCCUAAUACUAUUAGAGAAAUGAAUUUAAAACCUUCACAAGGUGAUCAAAAAGCUUUUCUGCUUUUACGGAUGCUAUCACAUUGCCUCUCCGAUGAUGUGUUUCACGUAGGCCUUAUUAGAUAUCUUGAUAAACACAAGUACGGCGUAGCCAAGCCUGAAGAUUUAUGGGACAUUUUGCAAGAUGCAUUUGAUGAAUCGGCGGUGCCUCAGAACAAAUUCAAAGUUCAAGAAGUAAUAGACACCUGGAUAGGACAAAAAGGAUACCCUCUUGUUUCAGUAAUCAAAGAUCAACACACUGGAAAAACAAAAAUUACCCAAGAAUAUUUUCAACCGUACAAAAAAAUGAGUUUACGUAAGAAUGCCAAUAGCACUGCGAAUUCAAGAUGGUGGGUUCCAAUAAAUUUUGCAACUAGCACCAAUCCGGAUUUCUCGUCAACUUUAGCUACGCACUGGUUGUCACCAAAAACUGAAGAGCUUGUAAUUGAUGGUAUUGCCCCACAAGAUUGGAUCAUUGUAAACAUUCAACAAACUGGUUUUUAUCGUGUAAAUUACGAUACAACGAACUGGUUGAAAAUUGCAGACUAUCUGGAUUCUGAGAAUUACACAAAAAUACAUGUAUUAAAUCGCGCAAGGAUAAUUAAUGAUGCAAUUCAUCUCGUAUUUACGAAUAAAUUAGAACCUAGAAUUCUCAUGGAAGUCACAAAAUAUCUGCAACGUGAAACGGAUUAUGUAGUGUGGUACUCAUUAUUUAAAAUUUUAAGAGAUGCAAUCUCGUUUUUUGAUUAUAGUGGAGGAGGUGAAUUGUUUAAGUCAUAUAUAAAUGAGUUGAUGACCGCUGUAGUAAUGACACACCUGCAAGAUUGUAUGCAGAAUCCGAAUGACAAUUAUUUCAAAAAUUUAACAAGAUAUGCAAUUUCUGAUGAUGCAUGCGCCUUAGAUUUUUCUUUUUGCUUAUGGAAAGCACGUAUACAAUUACGUGAUUAUUUAAAAAAUUCAGCGGUACUUGCAAAGAGAACUUCAUUCCAAAGGAAAAGAUGGAUAUUCUGUAAUGGCGUUAAAGAAGCAGAAGAAAAUAUUUGGAACGAACUACUGUAUAUGUAUACGAACAAGUCCGAACCAACUUUAUACUGUCUUGGACAUUCCAAGAAUCAGAGUAUUAUUGCGAAAUUUUUAAACAUGACUAUAUCGGAACAUUCACCAUUCGCAAAAAAUGAUAUUUAUCGUGUUAUUUAUUCCGUAUUAAAUGGAGGUUUUCCAAAUAUCGACGUGGUGAUAAAUUUUGUUAUAUCACACUGGGAUAAGCUUACAACUGUCGUUGAAGACCCGAUGUAUUUGAUACAUGAUGUUAGUUGGAGCGUUGUAUCUAGGAAACAAAUCCAAAAGAUAAAAGAAUUUCUAGGUAAGCUUGGAAUGGAAGUACCACAAAUUAUAAAACUUCGAGAGCAAAAUAUAGAGUUGGCGGAGAUAAUUGUAAACAAAAUUCGUGUGUGGUUAGUAAACAAAAGUUUAAAUAUUACAAUAAAUUGAUAUCUUUAUUAA